Chenopodium quinoa (quinoa) is the source of this 834-nucleotide messenger RNA. RefSeq lists its product as uncharacterized. The transcript has a single exon. NCBI's taxonomy places the organism in Eukaryota, Viridiplantae, Streptophyta, Magnoliopsida, Caryophyllales, Amaranthaceae. The record is from RefSeq and is a predicted model, not a curated record. Gene Ontology annotation, molecular function: nucleic acid binding; zinc ion binding. The coding region runs from base 1 to 834 and encodes 277 amino acids.
AUGGUUGAAGAUCCCAAAGAAUUAUGGGACUGCCUUAAUGAAAGAUUUGGACACCACAAAAGGGUGCUCCUUCCUAAGGCAUUAUUUGACUGGACAAAUUUACGGUUCCAGGAUUUCAAAUCUGUAAUAGAUUACAAUUCAACCAUACAUGAGAUAGUAUCUAUAUUGAGAUAUUGUGAUCAUCCAGUCACCGAUGAACAAAUGAUUGAAAAAACACUCACUACCUUUCAUGUAAGCAACAUACUGUUGCAAGAACAAUAUCGUGAAAGAGGUUUUAAGAAGUUUAAUGAAUUAAUGAGUGUAUUGCUUGUUGCGGAACAAAAUAGCGAUCUUUUGUUGAAAAAUCAUAAUCUCAAACCAACUGGGUCUUUGGCCACUCAUCAUGAGGCAAAUGCAACAAGUUCUUAUCCACUCGAGGCAAAUGCUGCACGAAGAGGUGGACGUGGAAAUUACAAUGGCCGUGGAAAAGGCCGUGGAAAUUAUCGCAGACGAGGCCGAGGACGUGGUAGAAACAAUUUUCAAAGAAACAGUAAUUUCAAAAAUUUUGAAAAACAGAAGGGACAGUCAUCAGGAAGCCACAAACAAACUCUUUCAAAAGGAAAAGACACAUGUUACAGAUGUGGCAUGACAGUCCAUUGGGGACGUACUUGUCGUACGGCCAAACAUUUGGUAGACCUUUACCAGGCUUCUGUAAAAGGCAAAGAGAAAAAUGCAGAAGCAAAUUAUGUUAAUGAAGAAAAUGCUCCAUGUCCUACCCUUGAUGUGUCCGAUUUCUUCAUGGACAAUGCUGAAACUGGGAAUGAUUUCAUCUUUGGAGAAAAUAACAAUGCUUAA